Poeciliopsis prolifica (blackstripe livebearer) is the source of this 3145-nucleotide messenger RNA. RefSeq names its product CXXC-type zinc finger protein 5-like. Gene Ontology annotation, cellular component: nucleus. The transcript has 4 exons. Gene Ontology annotation, molecular function: methyl-CpG binding; zinc ion binding. Lineage: Eukaryota; Metazoa; Chordata; Actinopteri; Cyprinodontiformes; Poeciliidae. Bases 1 to 1317 code for a protein of 438 amino acids. The record is from RefSeq and is a predicted model, not a curated record.
AUGACGAGCGGCGUGUGUGUAGAGAGUGACCUCUCCUCGAUGCUGCAGAGAAGCUCCGCCCCCUCUCACCAUCACCCAAAUCACCAUGGUUACGGCAGCCAGGGCCAGGUGUCGGGCCUAGCGCCGAUGCUGGACUACACCACCGAGAUGGACCGGUACCGCUCGUCCAUCGCCACCUUCUACAAGACCAACGUCAACAUGAACAUGAACGUGACAAACUUCCCACAGUCGGCCAAACUGGCGGCUCGUCUGGCGGCCGCCGCUCCCAUCUUCCCCCCCGCCGCUGCCAGGCUGGGUGCCAUGGCGACAGCCCCCUGGGGUUGCCAUGACAACAUGAACAUGAACCACCCGGCGGCCAUGUUCUGGGCAGCAGCAUGCACCAGAGCGGGGGGGCCCGGGGGGGGAGGCGCCGCUGGCGGGAGUGAAGGGGGAGGAGCUGAGAAACAGGGACACACUGCGUCACUUCCUGUCAGCCAGGGAACGUCGCACCAUCACCCGAUCGCGCCGAGCAACGGGAACUUUCUCCCUGGUUACAGUGGCGGGGCCGACUGUGGCGUCAUGAACAAGCAGGGACACGCCCACCCGGACAUGAUGGGCCUAUCGGAGGGCGGCAACUGCAAUGGGGGAGGAGUAAUGAGCGGUGGCUUCCUGGGGGGGCUGGGAUUACCCCCUGGGGUUAUCGUCAUGGCGAUGGGAUCCGCAGGAGGCGGGAUUUCUGACGCCAGCAGCGCUUUUCAGAUGACGAGCGGCCAGCGGGCGCUAACGGACUGCCAGCAGCACACCAACUCCUCCCCCUGCCCCUCCUCCUCCUCCCCUUCAUCAUCAGGGGUGACAGCAGGGGGUGUCUCUCUCUCCUCAUCAUCUUCAUCGUCGUCAGGGACAGUGGCGAAGAGGAAGCGGAAGCGCUGUGGCGUAUGCGGCCCGUGCAGACGACUGAUCAACUGCGGCGUCUGCUCAUCCUGCCGCAACAGGAAGACGGGUCACCAGAUCUGCAAGUUCAGGAAGUGUGAGGAGCUGAAGAAGAAGCCGGUGGAGGAGGUGGGGUGCUGGAGCGGCCGCCCUCCGUCCCAGCCGGUGAGGCGUUUCGCUGGUUCUUCUAGCCUUUCCUUCACCAGUGGAGUCACCAACGCAGACACACCUGGACUGAAUGAAAUUCAGCCAGAGGACUUUGGUCUGAACCAGAGCAGGACUUUGUCGCGUGUGGAUAGUCCAGAAAUCCUACAUGGACUGGAUGGAGGACGAGGAGGAAGAGGAGGAAUCGCAGGAAACAGGAGGCCUUCAUCAGAAAGGCUUAAUGCUUUGGCAAAGGGGAUUUAAAGGUAACAUAUGAAGCAGUUACCACAUUGACUCCCCACAUGAAUGGUCUUGUGCUCACCAGCUGUUAAUUCAAAUCAACUGCAAGUCAUCUUGACAUCUCAUUUGUCCUGAAUUCACUUUAUAUUUGGGUUUUUCAAAUCUGGUCAUGCAAAGCUAAAUUUGUGCCAUUACAUGCAAAGCCAAGAGGCAACGAGGCUCCAGACUUCAGUUCUAUUUCUAACAAUAUAUCUUAUCUAAUUUAUAAAAGUGGAUUUGCUCCAUCUUUGCAGUCCUAGUGAGAUAUGUUUAUAUGGGUCUAUUAAACGCUGAUUUAUCAGCAUUAAACUAGAUUUAAUCCCUGAAAUGACCCUUGGGACACCAUAACUGUCUCCAGGUUCAUGAAUUACUGGUCUUGUUUUCAGGCCCAAUAUCAAUUUUUCAUCAUGGGACCAAUCUCUGGAGCAGCUGGACGUCUUACUGGGAACCAGGAUUGCCAGAGUGGGACCAUAAUUACUCAUUCGUUAACCCUUUAGGCUCGUCAGUGUUAUGUUUUUGUCCCAGUGCUUAAAUGACGUCGUGAACAUUUGCCCUCGCUCAGUUCAGAGGUCGUCGAUGCUUAAUGUGUCAGGCAGAGGUUUGCUCAGUAUUUCUAACUAUUGGGGCAGAUUUUAUUAAAGGUCUUGGACCAAGACCAAGAACUCUCAGGGGAUCAGGAAGGACUGGCAGAACCAUUCAGGACAUUUCUAAAGAUGAGCAGAUGAGUCGUGAGGACAGAGACGCUUCUGGAAGGAGAGACUUUAAACUGUUGCUUUAUUUGGGUUUGACAAAGAGAGGAUGGAAAAAUCUUCAUCCUGUCAGAGAAAACCAAACUUGUCUUUCUUCUCCUUCAAACUUCGACUGUAGAGUCCGACGCUUUGAUUGGUUAAACCGGGCAGUGACUGAAAAGUCCAGAUAAAAAAAAACAGUUUUAAACUUUCCAGCGACACAAGAGCAUUAACCGUUUCCUCCCAGACCUUAAAACGCCUUCCUCCUCUUCAUCCUCAUCCUCCCAGCCCAACCACGAAUCCCAUUGUAGCAAAACCCAGGAAGAUUCAGGACUCAGCCGCAGAGACUCCUUGAGUUUGACCAAAACUGGCUGACAAGCUAACCUCAAAGAGGAUUCACAAGCUGACCUCAGCAGGAAGUGAUCCAGGACUGUUAAUAUGGACUACAAGUUCCCCACAGUAGGACUACAAUAACCACAUCACUGUUACCCAUUUCUCUGUCUACCUCCUCCUUAAGGACUGUAAACGGCACCUUGGUCGACUUCUGCUGGUCGGUGUUUCUGCUGAACAACCUGAGCUGCUUCUUAACUCUCUUGGUGGUCCAGAACUUAUUUGGUUCAUUUGAAUCUGGCAAAUGAAAGAGUUGUGAUCAUUUAUUGGGUUUGUGUAGAUGUAGAUGGAAGGCUCCUAAGGGUGCAGUCGAAGGUCCAGAAGGUUUUAUAAGGCUGAAAGGAACCAUUUUACUGGUUCUGGUCCUCUAAUUGAAGGUUUUGAUGUUUUACCGCCACCAAUUGGGCUUGUUGGGCCCGACGGGACCUCAGAGAGAGUUCAGAACCAGUUCCUGUACCAGUUGAACAUUGAACCAUCUGGUGGACCAACAGAAGCGCGAAUGCAGCGUGGGAAUUCGCAGUGACGCUUUGGAUCCGCCGAGCAGAACUCUGGGACCUCCGGGAACCGAGCCGAACCACAUCGGAUCAUUCCACACUGCAACUGUGUCAUUUCCUGUUUGUCGUUUGACAACACGCUCAGUGAUUCCUUGUACACACCGAGACAUUCUCAUUAAAAUUUUAUCUUGAAAGCUCGUU